This is a messenger RNA of Anopheles stephensi (Asian malaria mosquito), 3544 nucleotides long. It is a transcript of the gene su(r), whose product is annotated as dihydropyrimidine dehydrogenase [NADP(+)]. Gene Ontology annotation, cellular component: cytoplasm; cytosol. Gene Ontology annotation, biological process: uracil catabolic process; thymine catabolic process. Lineage: Eukaryota; Metazoa; Arthropoda; Insecta; Diptera; Culicidae. Gene Ontology annotation, molecular function: uracil binding; iron-sulfur cluster binding; NADP binding. The coding region runs from base 249 to 3377 and encodes 1042 amino acids. The record is from RefSeq and is a predicted model, not a curated record. The transcript is spliced from 6 exons.
AGAUAACAUGCGUCGUAGACGGACAGGCCAGGCAGAACAUUGCGCUAUUCGGCUAGGGCGGGUAGAGCGCGUUGCGCCGUUCACUGGUCAACUUCAGUCUAUACUCAGUGCUCGUGCUGAGUAGCCGUGUGUCUGUCCGUAGUGUAAAACAACUAACUAGUGGUGCUCAACUCUUCAAGCAAACUUGCAUCCAGCCUCAAUCAACAACGCUGUAGUUAGAGCAUUCGUGAGGAGGGAAACAUCUCAGCAUGAGUUGUGCUAGUGUUUUGACCAGCAAAGACCUGCCGGACAUUGAGAGUCUGCUCGCUCUCAACCCGCGGGUUAAGCAAAACUGCUCGCUGGUACCGACGACCGUGACGAAGAAGGUGAAGAAACACUGGAAGCGCAAUGUGGAUAGGUCGUGCACCGCCUGCACACCGCUCACCAACGACUUCUCCGACAUUAAGCACACGACACUGUCGGAACGUGCCGCACUGAAGGAAGCGGCUCGCUGUCUCAAGUGUGCCGAUGCACCGUGUCAGAAGUCUUGUCCGACGCAGCUCGACAUCAAGAGCUUCAUUACGAGCAUUGCCAACCGCAACUAUUACGGUGCGGCGAAGGCCAUCUUCUCGGACAAUCCGCUCGGGUUGACGUGCGGUAUGGUUUGUCCGACCAGUGACCUGUGUGUGGGCGGUUGUAACCUGGCCGCGGUAGAGGAGGGCCCUAUCAAUAUCGGUGGCUUGCAGCAGUUUGCAACGGAGGUGUUCAAGCGGAUGGGACUGCGACAGAUUGUACCACCCGGAGUUGCUCCGCUGAAGUACCCGAACAAGCGUGUCGCACUGCUGGGAGGUGGACCGGCUUCGCUAUCCUGUGCGACCUUCCUCGGUCGUCUCGGAUAUAAGGAUGUGACCGUGUACGAGCGACGCUCGUAUCUGGGAGGUCUUAGCUCGGCCGAAAUUCCUCAGUACCGACUACCGGUCGAUGUGGUGAACUUUGAGGUGCAGCUGGUAAAGGAUCUGGGCGUACAGUUUGUGCUGAACCGAUCGCUAUCUGCCAAGGAUUUGACCGUGCGCGGUUUGCUGGAGACUGGCACGGAUGCGGUAUUCCUGGGCAUUGGACUACCCCAGCCCAAGGUGGACAAGGUGUUCGAGGGACUGACCGAAGAGCAGGGAUUCUUCACUUCCAAGAGCUUCCUGCCGCAAGUCGCGGACGGUAGCAAGCCGGGACUGUGCGGAUGUAAGCAGUCUGCCAAGCUGCCCACUCUGAGCGGUAAUGUUAUCGUUCUCGGUGCGGGCGAUACGGCUUUCGAUUGUGCCACGUCAGCGCUGCGUUGUGGUGCUCGCAAGGUAUUUGUCGUGUUCCGGAAGGGUAACAACAACAUUCGCGCCGUACCGGAGGAGGUGGAGCUGGCACGUGAAGAACGUUGCGAGUUUAUCCCGUUCAUGUCGCCGAAGGAGGUUAUAGUGCGGGCGGGCCGGAUUGCAGCGAUGGAGUUUUAUCGCACCGAGCAGGACGAUGCUGGCAAUUGGGUCGAAGAUCAGGAUCAGAUCACACGACUCAAGGCUAGCUACGUGAUAUCGGCGUUCGGUUCUGGACUGUACGACGCAGACACCGUUGCCGCGCUCGAUGGACUGAAGAUGAAUCGCUGGGGUCUUCCCGAAGUAGACCCGAAAACACAGCAAACCUCUAUGCCGGCUGUGUUCUGCGGAGGAGAUCUGGCCGGUGCUGCAGAAACGACGGUAGAAUCGGUGAACGACGGCAAGACGGCUGCCUGGUACAUGCACUGCUACCUGCAAGGCAUUCCGUUCGACACAAAGCCGGAAUUGCCUCUUUUCUACACCGAGAUUGACCAGGUCGAUCUCUCGGUAGAGGUGUGUGGUGUAAAGUUUGAAAAUCCUUUCGGCCUAGCAUCAGCACCACCGACCACUAGCACGGCCAUGAUACGCCGUGCAUUCGAGCAGGGUUGGGGCUUUGCCGUGACGAAGACAUUCGCCCUAGACAAGGACAUGGUGACGAACGUGAGUCCCCGUAUCGUGCGUGGUGUGACGGCUGGGCAGAACUACGGCCCACAGCAAGGAGCGUUCCUCAACAUUGAGCUUAUCUCUGAGAAGAGUGCACACUACUGGUUGACGGGCAUCCAGGAGCUGAAGCGUGACUUCCCCACCAAGGUGCUGAUUGCGAGCAUUAUGUGUACGUACAACCAGCAAGACUGGGUUGAGCUGGCGACGCGUGCCGAAGCAGCAGGAGCCGAUAUGCUCGAGCUGAACUUGUCCUGCCCGCACGGUAUGGGUGAGUCGGGUAUGGGACUUGCUUGUGGUCAGGAUCCGGAGCUGGUUUACAACAUUUCCCUGUGGGUGCGUAGUGCCGUCCGUAUCCCGUUCUUCGUGAAGCUCACCCCGAACAUUACCGACAUCGUGUCGAUUGCUCAGGCAGCCAAGCGCGGUAAUGCGGAUGGCGUAUCCGCCAUAAACACCGUGCAAGGUCUGAUGUCGUUACGUGCGGACGGUACACCGUGGCCAUCGGUUGGAGCCGACAAGCGUACUACGUACGGUGGUGUGUCCGGAAACGCUACCCGUCCCCAGGCCAUGCGUGCCAUUUCACUCAUCGCGAACAAGCUACCCGGCUUCCCGAUCUGCGGUAUCGGUGGUAUCGACUCGGCGGAAGUAGCAUUGCAGUUCAUCCAGUGCGGUGCACCGAUCCUGCAGAUAUGCUCCUCCGUCCAGAACCAAGACUUUACCGUCAUUGAGGACUACAUUCUGGGAUUGAAAGCUUUGCUGUACCUGCGAGCAAAUCCUCCACCCGAAGCACUGCCAUGGGACGGCCAGUCACCACCAACGGCCAAGCUGCAAAAGGGCAAACCGGUUGCACCACUUCGCACCGACGACGGCAAACCUCUGCUACACUUUGGCGAAUACAAGAAACAGCGCGAAGAAAAGCUCGCCCAAUUACGCCUACAACACGGUCCGCUAUGGGAUCCAAGCUCCAACGAUGCCGUCAAUGGUACGAACGGACACUCAGCGCCCAUCACACCAGACACUUCGUCCUCGGUCAGUGUGCCACGCGUGCAGGACGUACUCGGGGCCGCUCUACCACGAAUCGGAGAUUACAAAAAGUUGGACAACACCAAACAGGUGGUUGCUCUUAUAGACGAUGAUCUUUGCAUCAACUGUGGCAAGUGUUACAUGACCUGCGCUGACUCUGGCUAUCAGGCAAUCGAGUUUGAUCCGGUAACGCAUCUACCUCAUGUCAAUGACGACUGCACUGGUUGCAACUUGUGCCUUUCGGUCUGUCCCAUCAUAGAUUGUAUCAGCAUGGUUCCGAAGAAGAUUCCGCACGUCAUUAAGCGUGGCCAUCCCAAUGCCAACGUUGUGGUGCAUGCACUAAGUCCAUCACAGUAACGAGGGACAGAGAUUAAUUCGUGGCAAACGAUACACGACCGCCGAAUAAGUUGUUUUUACUGCAUAAACAGUACAUUUAGUUGAAUGCUCCUUACAAACAUAAGUGUUUUAAACUACAUUUUUCAAUAAAAAGCUUAAAUUUAACCAAAUUUCUGGUUUUGCAACUA